Messenger RNA from Mesorhabditis belari, 2052 nucleotides. NCBI's taxonomy places the organism in Eukaryota, Metazoa, Nematoda, Chromadorea, Rhabditida, Rhabditidae. The record is from the annotation of a GenBank genome assembly.
AUGAGUGAUGCUCAAUACGCGCCCCUUUCUUUGACUUUAGUGAAAACGCUGACCGACAAAUUGUAUGACAAAAGAAAAGCUGCUGCUUUGGAUGUAGAAAAAAUCGUUCGCGAUCUCUAUGCAUCAAAUCAACUGUCCCAAGUCGAGAAAGUGCUGUCAGUGUUGCGAGAAUUGGUGCUAGCAAAUGUUGGAAACACGCGGAAAGGAGGACUCAUUGGAAUGGCGGCUGCAGCGAUUGCACUGGCAAAGAACGCAGGCAACUACUCCUCGCAACUGAUCGAACCGGUUCUCGACUGCUUCAACGAUCCCGAUCUCCAAGUUCGAUACUAUGCUUGUGAAAGCCUCUACAAUAUCAUCAAAAUGUGUAAAGCGGCUUGUUUGGAUCAUUUUGAGCAGAUUUUCGAUGUACUAUGGAAACUUUCUGCGGACACCGAGCAAAAUGUGAGAGGAGCGGCUGAGUUAUUGGAUAGACAAGUGAUGGACAUUGUCUGCUCGAAGAACGAUUUCGACGUCGCGAUGUUGAUGUGCUUGAUUCGUGGACGAAUCUACGUGCAAGUGUCAUCGAAUCGAAGAUUUCUAGUGCAAUGGCUGAACAUUCUACUCAACACUCCCACCUUCUCUUGUCUCCCCUUUUUGUCGGAAGUGAUCGAUGGAUUGUUUAAAAUGCUUGGUGAUCCACAAGGAGCCGUUAGGGAAAGCACGGAAACGGUGAUGGAGGAAUUUCUGCUGGGAAUCAAGAAAAAGCCUGAGGCUAUUAGUGAGAACGAUCUAUCAACAGUGAUCAAUGUUGUUUGUGUCCAUGCGCACAUUGACGAGCCUCCAUUAUCACGAAAAGUGGCACUAAUUUGGAUGAACGAGUUAAGCAAAUUGUACGGCUCCCGUCUAGUCCCCCAACUCUCCGUCUGUCUCAAAGCUAUUUUACCAGUGUUGUACAGUGAGGCGAGCAUUGCCCGUCAAGUGAACGAGUCCCUUUUGGGGAUCAUCUCGCCGGAUGCUGAGAUGGAUAUGGGUGAUGUGGUUCAAAACCUCCUUCAAUUCCUCGGUCAUCAACAACGAGAGACUCGCCUCGCCUCACUAAAUUGGAUCCGCCAUCUCCACGAAAAACAACCGAAUAAGCUAUUCACCCAUAUGGAGACGAUCUUUCCCCAAUUGCUCUCGUCACUCUCUGAUUCUUCUGAUGAAGUGUUGCUCCUCGAUUUGCACUUAUUGUCUGAUCUAUGCUCUCACAAAGAUGGUAAUGUGAGCGAGAUACUUGGAAUCGAUGCGGAAACAAGGAAAGAGUUAACUGGCUUGUCACAACUUUUAAUCAAAUUCGCUCUUUCACUCAUCAAUAUGUUCCGAAAAGAUAGUCAAUUAUUGAGUGAACGAGGAGUACUCAUCAUACGUCAAUUGUGUCUUCUCAUCGAACCGGCUGAUAUCUAUCGAUGUCUAUGUGUAUUGUUGUUGAAUGAGGAUGGAGUAUCGUUUGUGCAAAGUGUCGUCUCAAUUCUUCACUCUGUUCUCAUGACUUCUACUGAGCUCUUCUUGAUGAGAGAUCGAUUGAGGAAAAUGGAAGAUCAACCAACUGCUCACCUCUUCUCGACAAUCUAUCGUUGUUGGGCUGUUCGUCCUGUUUGUCUGCUUGGUCUCUGUCUUCUCACUCAACAAUAUGCACAUGCUGCUGAAUUGGUUCACUUCUUGUCACAGAUUGAUGUGACAGUGGAUGUUCUCGUCGAAGUGGAUAAACUCGUGAAUCUGAUUGAGAGUCCGAUUCUUGCUUUUGUACGAAUGGACCUCCUUCGUGCUCAACACCGUGAACCCCUUUGCGAUGUGCUUUCAGCCCUCCUCAUGCUCCUACCACAGACCGAAGCUUUCCACACCCUCCACAAACGAAUUCAAGCCAUCCCACCAUUCUCCACUUUCAAAUCCGAGCCUUCACCCCCAGCGAAACCAUUCUUGGAUCUCGACUCGCUGAAAACGAUUUUCUGUGAUUCACUGCAAAAACAGCAAAGAGAGGUUCGUGAACGUCACCGUAAAGUUCUUCUAAACAGUGUGCUGAAUGAUCGGAUUAAG